Notodromas monacha is the source of this 540-nucleotide messenger RNA. NCBI's taxonomy places the organism in Eukaryota, Metazoa, Arthropoda, Ostracoda, Podocopida, Cyprididae. The record is from the annotation of a GenBank genome assembly.
AUGAGCUCGGCUCGGGCACAUGUAGUACAGACUCUCGCUGUGCUGUGUAAAUAAUUAGUUUUUAUUUGUAACAGUUGUGUGGAUGGUGCUACGGUUUGGAGAUUGUCGGCGGGGUUCGAGACUACAUUCAUCAGUACGCCAAAAGUCUGUUGCACUUGACGCCGCGGUAGCUGCGGAACAAUGAAGCUUACGUGGGACUCGUGCAUCAUCGCAUCCACAACUCUUUCUUCUCCUACUCGUCAUUCGACUUGUCACACACGUUGCAGCGUUUGCACAACACCAGCCCCGAUUUUGUUCACUUGCCAUUGCAUAUACGGGCUGGUACCAGCGGUUCGUCUGGAACCGACAUUUGCUCCAGUGAACCAUCGUUUGGAGAAGACCGGCGCAGAUGGAAGAUAUUACGUUGGGUCGUUAUUUCACGACGACAUUGAGACAUUCAGCAGAUCUGGCACGCUUAUGACCGUAUCGUUUAUCUAUUAUUGGCCUCGCUUGAAGUCGACGGUUCUGCAGCCAACUAUGUAUUGGAGACUGAGCAGAUUG